GCUUCUUCUCCGUCCAUCCCCGUUCCUUUUCAUCAUGGCGCACGUGGUCUCGCAAGAUCCGGGUGCCCGCGAGCACGAUCUCGGCUUCGGCGUCAAGGGCGACGUCAAGGAUGGCUAUGCCACCCGUCCCUCCCGCUCCGACGAUGGCAGCGCCGACAACAUGCUCGAGCAGCUGGGCUACAAGCCCGAGCUCGAGCGCACCCGUUCGACGUUGCAGGUCGCCUUCAUGUCCUUCGUCCUCGCCUCCAUUCCCUACGGUCUUGCCACGACGAUGCUCUACCCCUUGGCUGGCGGUGGUCCCGUGAACAUCAUCUGGGGAUGGCUUGGAGUGUCUCUGAUCAUCAUCUGUGUCGCUGCCUCGCUCGGUGAAAUCACCAGUGUCUACCCUACUGCUGGAGGUGUCUACUACCAAGCCUUCAUGCUUGCGACUCCCAAGUACCGCCGUGUGGCCAGUUGGAUCUGCGGCUGGCUUUACGUGGUGGGCAACAUCACCAUCACCCUGGCCGUGAACUUUGGAACUGCCCUCUUCUUCGUCGCGUGCAUCAACGUUUUCGAGUCGGAGCCCGGUGUCGGCGUCCUCGCCGGCGAGCCGUACCAGGUGUUCCUAAUCUUCCUGGGCCUCACUUUCCUCUGCAACGCCGUUUCAUCGCUCGGCAACAAGUGGCUUCCUUUGCUUGAUACCGCCGCCAUCUUCUGGACCUUUGCUGGCGUACUGGCCAUUGUCAUCUCUGUCCUCGUCGUUGCCAAGAACGGCCGCCACGAUGCCGCCUACGUCUUCACACACUUCGAAGCCAACUCGGGAUGGACCGAUGGAUGGUCUUUUAUGGUCGGUCUGCUCCACGCCGGAUAUGCCACGUCGUCGACGGGCAUGGUCAUCUCCAUGUGCGAAGAAGUCAAGAAGCCCGCUACCCAGGUCCCCAAGGCGCUCGUCCUGACCGUGUGCCUCAACACCUUGGCCGGUCUGCUCUUCCUCAUCCCCCUCGUCUUCGUCCUCCCGGACAUCACCUACCUCAUCAACCUGGCCAACGGCCAGCCCGUACCGGCCAUUAUCAAGGACGCCAUGGGCACCUCGGGCGGCGCCUUUGGCCUUCUCGUCCCUCUCAUGGUUCUCGCCAUCCUCUGCGGUAUCGGUUGCACCACGGCUGCGUCCCGGUGCACGUGGGCCUUUGCCCGUGACGGCGCCAUUCCCGGAUCGCGUUGGUGGAAGGAGGUCAACCCCAAGCUGGAUGUGCCUAUGAACGCCAUGAUGCUCAGCAUGGUGGUCCAGAUCGUCCUCGGCCUCAUCUACUUUGGCUCCAGCGCCGCCUUUAACGCCUUUUCGGGCGUCGGUGUCAUCUCCCUGACGGCCUCGUACGCCAUCCCCAUCGCCAUCAGCCUGUUUGGCGGCCGCACCCACCUUGUCGGAAGCCCCUUCAACCUCGGCAAGUUUGGUGUUUUCGCCAACGUUGUUGCUCUCGCCUGGUCCGCCCUCGCGAUGCCUCUGUUCUGCAUGCCCACGUUCGUUCCCGCCACCCCCGCGACCAUCAACUACGCACCCGCCGUCUUUGUCGCCGCCUGUCUUAUUUCCGGUGGCUGGUACUUUGCCUGGGGCAAGAAGAACUACGCCGGCCCCCCGACCCAAGAGGAUCCUGCCUUUUAAGCCCUCUUCGCUCUCUGUAAAGACGAAUAGACGCUCGACGAAGCCUGCCACGAGGCUGCUCAACGGCUGAGAUACCGUUGAAAUGGUUAGCUCCUUCGGGUCUGGCACAGCUCCGGAGCACUACCACAAACUACUCUACAUACACGUACACGUACACGGACGCGGCUGCAUGGUACCUCCUUCACACUUGGAAACAGUGACACAGGAGUAGACCUCGUCAGUUGUCUAUUUUGCAAGACGGCGCUCGCGGACCAAGGGGCGCAUCGGGCAAAGGAGUCCAAAAGGAGGAGAGAGUGGAAGACGGUUCUGUAUAUAGGAAUGAUACCCCAGUGCUUCAAGCUGAAAUUCAAUUAUUUAAACAAG
Colletotrichum destructivum is the source of this 2002-nucleotide messenger RNA. RefSeq names its product Putative amino acid/polyamine transporter I, amino acid permease. The coding region runs from base 35 to 1639 and encodes 534 amino acids. Gene Ontology annotation, molecular function: transmembrane transporter activity. The transcript has 5 exons. Gene Ontology annotation, cellular component: membrane. The record is from RefSeq and is a predicted model, not a curated record. Gene Ontology annotation, biological process: amino acid transport; transmembrane transport. NCBI's taxonomy places the organism in Eukaryota, Fungi, Ascomycota, Sordariomycetes, Glomerellales, Glomerellaceae.